AUGAAGGCCUCACUCAUCCUCGCUCUUCCCGCCCUUGCCAUCGCGGCUGCUACUCCACAGAUGGAGGAGCGACAGCUCCCAACUCGUUCUGUCUUCAACGCUGCCUGUCUACUCAAAAUCCCUGGCAUCCUCGAGUGCCUCCCCGGCCUUAACGUCAAUAGCGAUAUUGGCAUCUUCGAUGUCUUUGGCUGCGCCGAGGACCUUCUGGAUGACAUCACCGCUUGCCUCAAUGUCAGACUUCCUACCGUCCCCGGUACCAAAUAA
Messenger RNA from Fusarium proliferatum ET1, 264 nucleotides. RefSeq lists its product as uncharacterized. The transcript is spliced from 2 exons. The record is from RefSeq and is a predicted model, not a curated record. NCBI's taxonomy places the organism in Eukaryota, Fungi, Ascomycota, Sordariomycetes, Hypocreales, Nectriaceae. Bases 1 to 264 code for a protein of 87 amino acids.